Alnus glutinosa is the source of this 1766-nucleotide messenger RNA. RefSeq names its product DAR GTPase 3, chloroplastic. Bases 103 to 1212 code for a protein of 369 amino acids. Lineage: Eukaryota; Viridiplantae; Streptophyta; Magnoliopsida; Fagales; Betulaceae. The record is from RefSeq and is a predicted model, not a curated record. The transcript has 9 exons. Gene Ontology annotation, cellular component: mitochondrion. Gene Ontology annotation, molecular function: GTP binding; GTPase activity.
UUAAUCAUUUUCAUUCAUGCAUUAUCUUAACACUUCCACUGGGGUUCAUCUCACAGACUCGCAGCAAGCCAAGGCCGAGACUGGUACUAGUACACUUGGUCGAUGGCUGUUCAGCUCUCAGCCCUAUGGCUGCCAAACUCUCCUACACUCCCGGGACACUUUCUUCAAUGCCCAAGAACCAACCCCAAGUCAUUUCCAACGGCUCUCGCUGCUACACCUUCUCUCUCAUCGCCGCCUCCCACUAUUCAGAUUGUUGGUGGGAAAACUCCCAGUUGGUAUGAAAAUGGGAAUGCCAAUUCCAAAGAUGGCUGCCAAGGAGAGAGUGAUUGGGUUGAUCUAGAUGCUGAUCUUUAUCACUGGACAAAGGCACUGCGUCCUGUUCAGUGGUAUCCUGGUCAUAUAGCAAAAACAGAAAAGGAGCUUAAAGUGCAACUCAAGUUAAUGGAUGUUGUGAUAGAGGUGCGAGAUGCAAGAAUUCCAUUGUCCACAAGCCAUCCACAGAUGGAUUUGUGGCUUGGGAAUAGGAAAAGAAUUCUGGUAUUGAAUAGAGAAGACAUGAUAUCCACCGCAGACCGGAAUGCUUGGGCAACUUAUUUUGCAAGGCAGGGUAUGAAGGUUGUCUUUUCCAAUGGGCAACAUGGAAUGGGGACUAUGAAGCUUGCGCGUUUAGCAAAGGCAUUAGCAGAAGGUGUAAAUGUCAAACGCAGAGCCAAAGGACUACUUCCACGGGCGGUUCGAGCUGGAAUAGUUGGAUAUCCAAAUGUUGGAAAAUCAUCUUUGAUCAACCGUUUGCUGAAGCGGCGAAUGUGUCCCGCAGCUCCCAGACCAGGUGUUACAAGAGAAUUGAAGUGGGUUCGUUUCGGGACAGACCUUGAGUUGCUAGACUCUCCUGGAAUAAUCCCAAUGCGGAUUAGUGAUCAGUCAGCUGCAAUAAAGCUUGCUAUUUGUGAUGACAUUGGAGAGAGAUCCUACGAUGUCGCUGAUGUUGCCGCAAUUCUUGUACAGAUGCUGACUAGGCUUCCAUCAGUAGGCACAAGAGCUCUUUGCAAUCGCUAUAAGAUUGAUGUGGAUGGUCAAUGUGGUCAAAUAUUUGUUCAGAAGCUUGCACUUCACUUGUUCAGUGGUGAUAUUCAACAAGCGGCAUUCCGCAUUUUGUCUGAUUUUCGGAAAGGGAAGCUUGGUUGGGUUGCACUGGAGAGGCCUCCUAGAUAAUGCUCUUGAAUGUUUGCUUUGAAGAUGAGAACUUUUUGAAGCUUCGAGGAAAACUCCUUGACAUGUCAAAAGGAUGCCAAAGUCCAUCAGGGACAGAACUUGGAGAACAAAAAUCUUGGUAAGAUGUGAGAUUUCAUAAUGGUCAAUCACGUUAAUAUGGCUUUAAUUUAUAACAGGGAAAGUCGGGAGUUUCAGGUGAUCCAAACAGAGGAAGUGCCAUGAAGGCAAUUGAAAUUUUGAGUCUUCCUGCCACAAGGUGCAAUUAGUUGUUUUUCAGCUUGUAUUGUCAUCAGCCACGACAAUUUGACAGCCUCUUUUAGUAUUGAGUUUUGUAUGCAUUAUGUAUAGCAAAUGUAUGUAAAUUAAACCCAUAGGCAUCAUUGUUCACAACUCAUCUCUAAAUCGAAAUAUUUAUUUUGUCAUUUUUGUUUAUCUGCCGAAAGAAUCCACCUUCUGAAGGAUAAUUUGUGGUGGAUGUAAGGAUAUGCUUAUUAAACUCAUCUGUAAGGAGGUUCAAUCCAGUACUUCCAUAACUUUAAAGUGAUGAAAGCAAA